Molecule: messenger RNA, 2892 nt
Organism: Panicum hallii
Lineage: Eukaryota; Viridiplantae; Streptophyta; Magnoliopsida; Poales; Poaceae
Exons: 3
Coding region: 130-2754 (874 amino acids)
Source: RefSeq, a predicted model, not a curated record
GUGCCCAAGGCUUGGUGAUGCUAUGCUCGGCCGGCUCAGCUCUUUAAUAAGAAGCUCCAACCUCCAUGGCUGGGCAUUAGCGCUGCCUCAAGGCGCCUUGUUCACCUUGUGCCACCACCAGUUAAGCCAAUGGCGUCCAGCAACGAAGUAGCUCCCAGCAAUCCAACGGAGAAUCGUGAUCAAAAGGCUUCCAACCAGCCCGUGGGCAACAAGUCUUCCAGUCGAUCCACAGAGUUCCAGCUGAGGAAGUACCUCCUCCUCCUGGCCACAUUGGUGGCGACGGUGACGUACGUCGCCGGGCUAAACCUGCCAGGAGGAGCCUGGCAGGAGGACACGGAGGAUGGCCACCAUGCAGGCGAUCCGAUCCUCCAGUACGCCCACCACAGACGCUACCUCGCCUUCUACUACUGCAACGCCACUGCGUUCGCCGCAUCGCUGGUGGUCAGCCUCCUCCUCCUCGUACUGGACGGGACGAACACGGGCUGGGAGGCUUUGCUGCGUGUGGUCAUGGUGCUCGAUUUACUUGGCCUCAUGGGGGCCUAUGCUGCUGGCAGCUGCCGGGAUAAGUUCACUACCAUCUACUCUGCCUUGCUGGUCUGUGCCGUCUUUGCCUACAUCGUCAUAGCUUUCUCUGCCUAUGUCUUCUCCAACAAAUCUGUGCUGGCGAUGGUGAUGCCAAAGAAGCAAGGGGAGGACACCGAGAAGCAAGGCGGCAAUCAUGGUGAGGAAACCGAGAAGCAAGCAGGCAAGGAUACUGGCACGGUUGAGCAUGAAGAAGAACUGCGCGAGGUCUUGAUGUUGCUCGCGACCUUUGCAGUUGCCAUCACAUAUGUGGCCGGGCUGAAUCCACCAGGUGGCUUCUGGGGUGAUUCCAAGGGCGAACACAAGAUGAGCGACCCUGUUCUGCAAGAACACUACCCCAGUCGCUACCAGGCAUUCUUCGUCUGCAACACCACCGCAUUCAUAGCAUCCCUGCUAAUCAUCAUCCUGCUCGUGGACAAGAAGCUGAGCAGCAACAAAUCUGUACGGUUUGUUGCUCUGCACGGCCUCAUCAUCACAGCGCUCUUUGGCCUCAUGGGCGCAUAUGCUGCUGGGAGCUGCAGGGAGGUCGACGACACCACCUAUGUCGUCUGUCUCAUCGGUGGAGUCCUUGCGUACAUCUUCCUCCAAGCGGCUCUUACCAAAGCGGUAAAAAAAAAGGGUCACACGCAUAAAUCUGCUUCUGAAUGGCUGAAACUGAAUGCAAUAAGGAGUUGCUUGGGAUCAAAGCGCCAACCUGAACGAGAUCAGACCAGCAGCAGGAACACACAACGCGAGGAUGCGGUGGAAAAGGCCCGCUCUCUUGUUAUGUUGCUUGCUACUCUAGUUGUGAGCAUCACAUACCAAGCAGCAUUUGAUCCACCUGGUGGCCUCUGGACUGCCGAUGGAUCUGAUUAUAAGAAUGGUGACCCAAUACUCCUCACAACGCACCCUACCCGGUACAAGGUGUUCUUUUACAGCAACUCAGCAGCCUUUGUGGCAUCCCUGAUCGUCAUCAUAAUGGUCCAGAGCAGAUUUCUGCUUAAGCGCCACACGCUGGAGGCAGCCAUGAUACUGGAUUUGUUCGGUCUAAUAGGUGCAUAUGCUGCAGGGAGUUGCAGAGAUGAAAGCACCUCCAUCUAUGUUGUCGCCUUGGCAGGGAUUGUCCUUGUAUACGUGGUGAUUCAUAUCAUCUUCUUCACCCUAGACCAUGAGGACAACCAUCGAGAUGCUGAAAAGUUGGAGAACAGGCGUGAGGUGCUUCUGCUCCUUGCGAUCUUGGCUGCGACACUCACUUACCAAGCUGGGUUGACACCACCAGGUGGCUUCUGGUUGGAUGGCAAAGCUGGGCACCGUGCAGGCUACCCAGUCCUCUACGAUAACUAUCGCUCACGUUACAACGCAUUCUUCUACUGCAACGCGGCAAGCUUCAUGGCAUCUGUAGCUGUCAUUGUUCUCCUUGUGAACCCAAACCUAUACAGGCCAGGCAUACGGUGCUAUGCACUAUAUGUAUGCAUGGUUGUGGGCAUGUUUGGACUCAUGGGAGCCUAUGCUGCUGGGAGCUCACGGGAUUUGCGCACCUCCAUCUAUGUGUUAACAUUAGUUGUUGCUGUAUUUGCCUUUGUAGCCUUGGAGGUAGUCAUUUUCUGGGUUUACCCGUACCUAAAGAAACUUCUAUCAAGAGGUGUUAAGACGGAAAAUGGAUCCUCCAGCAGCAUCACAGAACAGAAAACGGGUCCUCGAAGUGAAACUACAGGAAAGACGCCAGAAGCACAGGAGGAGAAGAACAUGCGUGAAUACUUGAUGCUGCUAGGAGUUCUGGCUGCGAGUGUUACCUAUCAGAGUGGCCUCAAACCACCAGGUGGCCUGUGGCAGGACAGCAAUAAUGGUCACUCUUCCGGUAACCCAAUCCUGCAUGACGUCAACAAAGGCCGGUACUAUGCUUUCUUCUAUAGCAACUCCAGUUCCUUCAUGGCUUCCAUUGUCGUCGUCAUCUUGCUGCUUCCAUGGACCCUGCACAAACAUCAAUUGCCACUCUGGCCAAUGCAGACAGCUAUUUUGCUGGACAUGCUCGGCCUCCUGGGGGCUUAUGCAGCAGGCAGUACCAGGGACUGGGAGACAUCCAAGAAUGUCAUCUAUUUGGUCAUCCCUGUCCUAGCCUAUAUUGCAGCCUAUGCAACAGUGUCACUCUUCCGCAAAAGAAGGCAAUGUCACAACUCACAAGAGGAAGUCUGAUGAGCAUCAGUUAUCUGGCGAUGAUGAAUAUCAAAAGUGAUGAAAUUCUAUGAUUUCUACUUUCUUUUUUUUUGACUGAGUACUGUGUUUGUAACUUCUAUUAAGAUGUUGAGCUGUUUAUCCAUGUGUUCUCCAAAA